UCGAAGCUCAUAAUCACAACUUUAGCAUACUCUUAGGACUGCCAAAAUCUUUCACCACUAUCAGUCAGCUGAAAUCCCAGAGUGUCACAGUGAAGUUUCUGUGUUUAUCAAUCCGGACCUUGCCUGGAGUUUGAAAUUUGUGCUGAAUCUUUGAGAAGCUUGGAGGUUGCGACAGUCUUCUAGUUCACAUCAUCGAAAACCAUCGGACUUAGUGAUGGGGCUCGUGCGGAUCAUGGGACCUGCGUGCUGCGAUUUGAUAUUAUUGACGAUGUUCAUACUGAUGGUAGGUGCUGUCCAAGCAGCUGAUCCAGAUCCCCUCCAGGAUUUCUGUAUUGCAGAUCUUAGUCACAAAUCUGGACAGGGGUAUUUUUUGAAUGGCUACCCGUGCAAGGAUCCGGCAACAGUCAGGGCAGAAGACUUCAUCUUCAAGGGCUUGAAAGAUGCCAGCAUAAUUUCACCUGAAAAUCCCUGGGGCGCAUCGGCAAAUCUCGCCUUCGCCCGUCAUUGGCCCGCUUUGAACACGCUCGGAGUCGCGUUGGUGCGCCUUGAUUUGAUUCCAGGUGGUGUCAUUGCCCCACACACUCACAACCUGGCCACUGAGAUUGUGUUCGUCACAGCGGGAGAGCUGUACAUCGGAUUCGUGGCCAACAGUGACGACGUUAGCGCUCCCAACAAGCUGUUCGCUGGGAUGGUGAAGGCCGGAGAGGCGUUCGUUAUCCCCAGAGGCUUGGUGCAUUUCCAGAUGAACAAAGGAACGAAGAAUGCUUCGACAAUCAACUUCCUCAACUCUCACAAUCCGGGAAUCUCAUUUCUCCCUCUCACUCUGUUUGGAGCCCAGCCAGCUGUGGAUCCGGCUCUGCUGGCGAGGUCUUUCGCAGUCAACGAAACCGCAGUGUCUGCUCUAGAAAGUUUAUGGUCUAAUUUCAGUGGUUUGUUUGUGUAAGGCUUAGAAGUUGAAUGGGACACCGUAGACUAGCUAGACUGCGCUUGUACGCAGACAUGGCUGUGAUUGUCAGCACAUCUGCUUGUCCAGAUUGCAACAAUAACAUGAAGUAGCUUGGAUUUCUACAGCACGCUCUUUAUCCAGAUGUGACUUGCAAGAAGUCAGCAGUG
Marchantia polymorpha subsp. ruderalis is the source of this 1113-nucleotide messenger RNA. The record is from the annotation of a GenBank genome assembly. NCBI's taxonomy places the organism in Eukaryota, Viridiplantae, Streptophyta, Marchantiopsida, Marchantiales, Marchantiaceae.